GUUUUCUGUGGUGUCAACAUUUGAUUGUAGGUGGACAGCAGUUAAAAAUAAAAAUAAUUAAAAAUGAAUAAAAUUAUUAUAGCAUUAUGCUUGGUCACCGUUUGUUAUCAAUCAGUAAAUGCUAAUGAUAUCUCAGCAGUAGAUCUUAUCGGCGAUAUAUACAGAAGCUGUGUUAGUCAAUACUCAACAAGCUGUAUAACCCCAAAAGCAUUAUCAUGGUUAAGCAGAGCUAUAAAUCAAGAUACGAUAAAGAUUACUGAUGAUAUGACAAUUGUACGUACCGGAGAAGAUGCUUUUGACACUGCAGAAACUCGCACAGAUGUACAUCCAAUCGUUAAUUUAUUAGACAAAACAGAUAGCUUCUUAUCAUCACAUGCUUUGAGAAUUGAAUCCCCAGAGAUCCUCAAGACAGAGGAAGCUCGCUCAUACAUCCCGAAAUCAUUACUCAAAGGAGGACUCGCUGACGGUCUUCAAAUUCCUUUGGUUGAAGGAAAUGUUGCUGAAGGCCGCUCAUUUGUGAAGAGAGUGAUGAUCCCAUUCAUUCUUGGUUUGAAGUUCAAAACAACAGUAUUAGUGCCGCUAGCGUUAGCACUGAUUGCAUUGAAGACAUGGAAGGCAAUGACCUUAGGAUUACUUUCCCUCGUCAUGACAGCCGCGAUGGUCAUCUUUAAGUUCGCUAAGCCAAAAAUCGUAAACUAUGAAGUCGUUCAUUAUCCACAUCCAAUUGAGCACCAUCAUGUCCCACAUGUUCAUGCACAUGCUCAUGCUCAUCCACCACAUGUAGUUUUAGAACCAACACCUGCCUGGGCUAGAAAUUUUGAUGCUCAAGAAGCCGCUUACAAUGCAUACUUGUAGAUUUGGAAUCAAAUUAGACCGACUUGUUACAAUUUAUUUAUUUAUUUAUGGAUGAAUGUCUCUCUUUUUGAUAUAAU
Messenger RNA from Chironomus riparius, 932 nucleotides. The record is from the annotation of a GenBank genome assembly. Lineage: Eukaryota; Metazoa; Arthropoda; Insecta; Diptera; Chironomidae.